AUUUCAUAUAUGGCUUAUUUUUAAAAGAAGAAGAACACAAAACAGUAGAGAGAGAAAGAGAUAUAGAGAUAGAGAGAGAUAGGGCUUUGAGGUUUGUGUUUGUAUUAUAAUACAUAAUAUAUAGGAAUAGUGUCUUCUUCUUCAUCAUCAUCUUCUAUCUCAUCAUCAUCAUCAUGCAUCAUCUUCUUCUUGGUUCUUUCUUUAGCUCCGAUUUAUAGCUUUUAAUUUUGACUAUUUUUUUUCCUUCUUCUACUUGGUUUCUUUCUCUUGAUCUCAGGUACAAGAAAAAUACAACUUAGAAAUCUUUCCUCUUAAUUCUUUCAAAAGUUUAGGAACAAAAAACAAAAGUAUAAACUCUUAAUUUGUUUUUCUUUGUUUAUGUCUUCUAGUGAAAUGGUUUUUAUAAAAUUUCUUCAUGUCGUCAAUCUCUAUGGAUUUUUCCUGUUCUUAUAAUUCCUCCCUUCGUUUUCUUCUUAACUUUUUUGUCUUACGAAUUAUUUGUAGAUUAUUCUCUUCCACGCAAAGAAGAAGAUCUAAAGAUGUCGUCAUCAUCAUAUAACACAAGCGUUAUUCCUUCAUCAUCAUCCUCUGCUCAGCCUUUCUUCAUCACCAGCUCCGGCACCGGAGAUAACGACUUUAACCGGAAAGAUACUUUUAUGUCAAUGAUUCAACAACCUAACUCCUCAGCUCCACCACCCAAGAAACGAAGAAACCAACCCGGAAACCCAAAUCCUGAUGCGGAAGUGGUAGCAUUAUCUCCAAAGACACUAAUGGCUACAAACAGAUUCAUAUGCGAUGUAUGUAACAAAGGGUUUCAAAGAGAACAAAAUCUACAGCUUCACCGAAGAGGACACAAUCUCCCAUGGAAGCUGAAACAAAAAUCAACCAAAGAAGUGAAGAGGAAAGUGUAUCUUUGUCCGGAGCCAACGUGCGUUCACCAUGACCCGUCACGUGCUCUCGGAGACCUCACCGGAAUCAAGAAGCAUUAUUACCGUAAACAUGGCGAAAAGAAGUGGAAAUGUGAGAAAUGUUCUAAGCGUUACGCUGUUCAAUCAGAUUGGAAAGCUCACUCUAAGACUUGUGGUACUAAAGAGUAUCGAUGUGACUGUGGUACCAUCUUCUCUAGACGUGAUAGUUACAUCACGCAUAGGGCUUUCUGCGAUGCAUUGAUACAAGAGACUGCAAGAAACCCUACCGUGAGCUUUACGUCAAUGACAGCUGCUAGUAGUGGUGUCGGCUCCGGCGGAAUCUACGGGAGACUUGGCGGUGGCAGUGCUCUCUCACACCACCAUUUGAGUGACCAUCCAAAUUUUGGAUUUAACCCUCUCGUGGGUUACAAUCUGAACAUUGCAUCUUCUGAUAAUAGGAGAGACUUUAUUCCGCAAUCAUCAAACCCUAACUUCCUAAUCCAAAGCGCUUCGAGCCAAGGAAUGUUGAAUACAACGCCAAACAACAAUAACCAGAGUUUCAUGAACCAGCAUGGUCUGAUACAGUUUGAUCCAGUCGACAACAUCAACCUCAAGAGUAGCGGCACCAACAACAGCUUCUUCAACCUCGGAUUCUUUCAAGAAAACACGAAGAACUCAGAGACGAGUCUUCCUUCUCUAUAUAGCACCGACGUUCUUGUUCAUCACCGUGAAGAAAACUUGAACGCGGGUUCUAACGUGUCAGCCACGGCACUACUUCAGAAAGCUACACAAAUGGGUUCAGUCACAAGCAACGACCCAUCUGCUUUGUUCAGAGGCUUAGCUUCUUCGUCUAACUCAUCAAGUGUUAUCGCUAAUCACUUUGGUGGAGGACGAAUUAUGGAGAAUGAUAAUAAUGGAAACCUUCAAGGUCUAAUGAACUCAUUAGCCGCCGUUAAUGGAGGUGGCGGAUCCGGUGGCAGUAUCUUCGACGUUCAAUUUGGAGACAAUGGAAAUAUGAGCGGCUCGGACAAGUUAACGUUAGAUUUUCUUGGAGUUGGAGGAAUGGUGAGAAAUGUAAAUCGCGGUGGUGGUGGUGGUGGUCGCGGCAGUGCUCGUGGCGGAGUUUCUUUGGAUGGUGAGGCGAAGUUUCCUGAGCAAAAUUAUCCAUUUGGAAGAGGUUGAUAAUAUCUUAUUAUUGUAUAACUUAAUUAGGUGAUAAUUUUGUUAUCUUCGCUUGUUGUUUUCAUAAUCACUAUAUAAUAAUAGUAUAUCUUUAGUGAGAGCUUUUUAGGUUUGGAUUUGGUUAGAGUCUGUCUUUUAUAUAAUAAAAAAGAUUGUAAGUUUGCUAGCUAUUGUACUGACUUACAACUCCAAUAUGAUUUUAUGUGGUGUUGUUUAUAACCGAGAGAAUGAUA
This is a messenger RNA of Arabidopsis thaliana (thale cress), 2323 nucleotides long. It is a transcript of the gene IDD4, whose product is annotated as indeterminate(ID)-domain 4. The coding region runs from base 540 to 2090 and encodes 516 amino acids. Gene Ontology annotation, biological process: regulation of DNA-templated transcription. NCBI's taxonomy places the organism in Eukaryota, Viridiplantae, Streptophyta, Magnoliopsida, Brassicales, Brassicaceae. The record is from RefSeq and is marked reviewed. The transcript has 3 exons. Gene Ontology annotation, cellular component: chloroplast; nucleus.